Messenger RNA from Perognathus longimembris pacificus (Pacific pocket mouse), 3942 nucleotides. RefSeq names its product Ras related GTP binding D (gene Rragd). Gene Ontology annotation, molecular function: GTPase activity; GTP binding. Gene Ontology annotation, biological process: regulation of autophagy; positive regulation of TOR signaling; cellular response to amino acid stimulus. Bases 248 to 1444 code for a protein of 398 amino acids. Gene Ontology annotation, cellular component: lysosome; nucleus; Gtr1-Gtr2 GTPase complex. Lineage: Eukaryota; Metazoa; Chordata; Mammalia; Rodentia; Heteromyidae. The record is from RefSeq and is a predicted model, not a curated record. The transcript has 7 exons.
GCUCUCCUCUCCUCCUCCGGGAGGAACUGCCGCGCUCCGGUGGCUCCUCCGCCAGCGGCCGGCCGGCGGGGGAGGGGGCUCGGCGCCGCGGGACCCGGACCUGGGCGCCGCCCGCCGCGGGGCACGCGCGGCCCCCGCCUCCGCCCGCGCUAGCCCGGCUGCACACAAAACCCCAGGUCACAGCUCCGGGCUGCGGGCGGCCGGCGCGGAGGCUCGGCCCCCACCGGGACCCCCGCCGCCCCGCGCCAUGAGCCAGGUGCUGGGGAAGCCGCAGCCGCAGGACGAGGGCGACGCGGACGACGACGAGGAGGACGAGCUGGUGGGCUUAGCGGACUACGGGGACGGGCCCGACUCUUCGGACGCCGAGCCCGACUGCGGGGCGGAGGAGGGAGUGCUGGACUUCAGCGACCCCUUCAGCAGUGAGGUGAAGCCCAGAAUUCUGCUCAUGGGCCUGCGGAGGAGUGGCAAGUCAUCCAUCCAGAAGGUGGUCUUUCACAAGAUGUCCCCCAAUGAGACACUGUUCCUGGAGAGCACAAACAAGAUCUGCCGGGAGGACGUUUCCAACAGCUCCUUCGUCAAUUUCCAGAUCUGGGACUUCCCGGGGCAAAUUGACUUUUUUGACCCUACAUUUGACUACGAGAUGAUCUUCAGGGGGACGGGAGCACUGAUCUUCGUCAUUGACUCUCAGGAUGACUACAUGGAAGCACUGGCCCGGCUCCACCUCACCGUGACCAGGGCCUACAAGGUGAACGCCGACAUCAACUUUGAGGUCUUCAUUCAUAAAGUGGAUGGACUGUCAGAUGACCACAAAAUCGAAACCCAAAGAGAUAUUCACCAGAGAGCAAACGAUGACCUUGCAGACGCUGGAUUAGAAAAAAUCCACCUCAGCUUUUAUCUGACCAGCAUAUAUGAUCACUCAAUAUUUGAAGCUUUUAGCAAAGUGGUUCAGAAACUGAUUCCACAACUUCCAACACUGGAGAAUUUGCUCAACAUCUUUAUCUCAAAUUCUGGGAUUGAAAAGGCCUUUCUGUUUGACGUGGUCAGUAAAAUAUACAUUGCCACGGACAGCACUCCGGUGGACAUGCAGACCUAUGAGCUGUGCUGUGACAUGAUAGAUGUGGUCAUUGACAUCUCCUGUAUUUAUGGUCUCAAAGAAGAUGGAGCAGGAACCCCCUAUGACAAGGAGUCAACAGCCAUCAUAAAGCUGAACAAUACAACAGUUCUUUAUUUAAAAGAGGUCACAAAGUUCCUGGCUCUCGUUUGCUUUGUCCGAGAGGAAAGCUUCGAAAGAAAAGGGCUUAUCGACUAUAAUUUUCACUGCUUCCGGAAGGCCAUCCAUGAAGUUUUUGAGGUGAGGAUGAAAGUAGUAAAAUCUCGGAAGGUUCAGAAUCGGCUGCAGAAAAAAAAAGCCACCCCUAAUGGAACCCCUCGUGUGCUACUGUAGAGGUUUUGGAAAUGUCUUUUGACAUGAGAUCUUUUAGCAGAGGCUGCUAUACUAAGUCACGCUAAAGAAGAGGAAGGAGAAGACUGGGACAUUUGACCUGAAUUUGUUGUUAAAAAUAAUUACUUCAACUCUCUUAAUCUUUUGUUUUUUUUUUUAAUAAAGCACUUUGAAGCAAAAACUUGUAUAGUAACUAUGAAGUGAAACCAACUGUACCUUCCUGAUACAAAUGUUAGCUUUUCUGAAGGGUGUGCACACUGCCAGGAACUGUACAUAUUUUGCACUUUUUCAUGUUUUUUCUUCACUGAACUGAACUUUGAUAAGAUUACUUUUCUAAGCUCCUUUCUGUACUUGGUGUAUAGGACACAGAUACUGUAGUUUGUCCUUAUAGUAGUCAGAAAUCAAUCAAAAACCAAUGUAUUGCUAAUGGCUGUUUUUGUAAAUUGGGAUAUCUUUGCUACUACUUAAGCUCAAUCAUUUUUUUUUCAGUGGAACUGGAGCAGAUUGGAGCUAGAAGCUCCUAAAGCAAUAAGAGCCAUCCCCCAUUUCUAACAGGUAUACAGGACUUUUAUAGACAAAUAUUAGCCCCAAACUUACCUAAAACUUUCUAUCUCUGAGGCUGCGCUUCCCUAUCCAACAGUUUGUACGAUGCUUUUUACCUUGACACACAUCCUUCCACUUACUUUAUACAAGAGGUGAUUUCUUUUUUGCUAAACUGUUAUUCUUUAGAACCUUUGGGACCAGAUUUCCAAAAUGGUGCCAAUCACUGGAGAGAGAUCCAGAUAUUGUUGAGGCAGAGUUUCUGAGGUUCUUCUGUAACUACCACUUAGGGCUAAAAUUACUUCAGAGGCCAAAUGGUGUUGGCCAUUGUAGACUACAGUUCUGUAACUUGGCUCUUCCCAAUGGCCUGCUGUUGUGCAGUGUUUAGGACCAGUCUUUCACUGUUUCAUGACCAUAGUGACUCCCACUGGUUUCAUUUUCCACCUGAGUCACCUUUUCAUCUGUGCUACUCUGCCUCCAGUCCUCUGCCUGCUCCCCCUCAGGACUGACUUCAGCCUGCCUCCCACAUGCUGUGCAAGGCUGAGGAGUCAGCUGAAAGCCCCCAACCACCAGUGGGUGGCUGGAAGAGGCAGUUAUCAUUGGUCAUGUGUUUGUUUCUAGAAAGUUCUCUCACUUGUAUUUACCUUAGACUAGUAGGAAAUGGAGAAUCCUAAAUCCAGCCCUAUGCUAAACUAUUCCAAGUAUAUAUAUCCAUCCCAAAGGGCAAUAUUCUGAUAUGUUUGUGGAACAUUAGGGGAAAAAAUACAUAUUUUUAGUCAGAGCAUCUUAGGGCCAUCAGAGCUGAUCCUAGCAAAAUGUACAAAGUCCCUAAAAGCAACUUGUCCACAAAAGGCCCACACUUCUCUCCUCCCCUCCCCAAGUCCUAUUUUGAAGAUGAUAACUGAAAUUAGUGGCUGAUUGGGACUUAAGCUUUGAGCGUCCCAAGGAUCUGUGCAUUUUUAAAAGAAAUUUCCAGGAAUCAUUAAGGUACCUUAACUCCUUCCCUCAUGACUCUCACUCAGAACCCUAGAUGGGGAGGGUGCAGGGUUCCAAAGGUCUUUUCUCCCAUUUGCAGAGCUGUCACCUGUUGGGCUUUGCCAACAGGUCUGAUACGUGUGUUAUUUGUAUAAAUCUCUUAAUAUUUUUACAGACAUUUCUUUCUGAAUAAGCAACCAAUGAGUCAAGUUUUGAAUAUGACUAUCCUCAAGUUAGAGAUACUUGUCUAGCUGAUAAAUUACACAUUACCUAAUUUUAUGUAUAUGUAUACAUGUAUACAUAUGUGCCUAUACAUAUGUAUAUGUGUGUAUGUGUGUGCAUGUGUACACACACAUAACCAAGUGGAGCUUCCGUUUUUAUGCUGGUUAUAUGAUGGGGUUUUUCUAUUGUUGUUAAAAUGUGCCUUAAAAAGCCUGUUACUUCAAGAGCACAUGAUUCUUUGGGGGAAAGGCAAAAAAUCCUAUGGCAUAGGACGAUGCAAGCUGACGGAAACACAUGCACUGCACUCUUCAGCAAUCACAUGCUUAUAUAGAUGUCUGCCUCAAACCCUGUAAGUGUGACAAUGACCUUAACUAAAGAUGUAGGAGGUGGGUCUUCAUGUUCAAGUCUUUUAAGUUGUGCUAUUGGGGUUAUAAGGUCUUUUGUGUUUUAUCUUUGAUAUGAGGAUUAGCUCCCAUGUUAUCAAAAUGGAUGUAUGUCCACAUUUCAUGUUCAGAGUGGGGCUGUAAACAGGGAGACCAAGCCCAUCCCAACAGUGACCACACUGGAUCAUGUGUGCUCAGUUUUAAGAGUUGAAAACUUGACGUACAGGUUUCUAGAGCAAGAUGGCCUUUUGCCUCUUGAGUCAAGUAGAAUGCGAAUGUAGAGGUAAGACUGUGAAUCAUCAUCUUUGAUUAUUUUCAGUGAUAUAGAUGACCAUGAAUGACCAGUAUGGAGUGUGUUUAUCGAAGGGAUAGAAAUUUUUU